AAAUGGUGUCACAGUUAGUAUUUUCUUUACAGCAGUUUCGCUUCAAUCCCAAGUAUAAUACAGAUUUUUAAAAUCUUCUUCAUAAUUAAGUCAAAAUAAUUUGCAAAUAUUUUCAGCUGAAUCCCACCGUUUUCAAGUCCCCGUCAAUUCUUUCGUUUUCCCCUUCAGUCAAGUUCAGUCUUUGUCUCACUCUCUUUAUUGGUUCUUUUGGAUUUGGAAUAGGAAUUUAGGUAGAUCGGCUUCUUGUUGGCCCUCUUUCAAUUUGCAGUUCUAAAAUAAUAAUCCCACAAAAAAAGUUGAGGGAGUUGGAAAAAUAAUGGCGCAAGAGAAAGAUGCCACCUCGAUACCGCUCAGUCAAAGCGUUGAUGAAGAAGAUCCCGAAAACCCCGUCAAAUCUCCCCCAAAUUCUUCCAAUUCUUCCACCCGUAAGGCCUGCUGUUUCUUUCUUCAAAGUUGGGUCUCAAAGAAGUUUAUGACUGGAUGUGUCGUUCUCUUCCCUGUUGCGGUUACGUUCUUUGUAACCUGGUGGUUUAUUGAAUUUGUCGAUGGCUUUUUCAGUCCCUUGUAUGAGCAUUUGGGCAUUGACAUUUUUGGACUUGGAUUUAUCACAUCCUUAGUUUUUGUGUUCCUUGUUGGCGUGUUUGCAUCUUCAUGGCUGGGGGCGACUGUUUUCUGGAUUGGAGAAUGGAUUAUAAGGCGAAUGCCAUUUAUGAGGCAUAUUUACUCAGCUUCCAAGCAAAUCAGUUCUGCGGUUUCCCCUGAUCAAAAUACAACUGCUUUUAAAGAAGUGGCGAUCAUACGACACCCUCGUGUGGGUGAAUACGCCUUUGGAUUUAUCACUUCAACUGUCAUUCUUCAGAGAGAUGAUGGAGAUGAAGAGUUGUGCAGUGUAUUUGUUCCAACAAACCACUUGUACAUAGGUGAUGUACUCUUAGUUAACUCCAAUGAUGUAAUACGGCCAAAUCUAUCAAUCCGUGAAGGCAUAGAAAUCAUCGUUUCUGGAGGCAUGACAAUGCCACAAAGGAUAUCUCCGGCAGAGCGCAGACCGAAUGAAAGGAUUCCGAUGAACAGAAUUGUGUAAUAAUAUAGUCAAAGAGUGACUUUGUAGCAGCACAUGUAUCAGUAAUUCUUUGAUUCAUAGCGGUUCUAUAUUUUAAGGUUGAUGGAAAGACAAGAAAGUUCACUAAAUUUAGAAAGGCCAUCAUAUCGAGAAUUAUUGUAUGAAUGUGGUUAUCUUCACUACUCAUUAGCUUACUUCGUUAUGUAAUUGCGUUAGUAUCAUAAUUUGUUUAUGUGGGUUUUCGUACCUUUGAACCCAAAUCACAUUAGUUAUUGAAAAUUGAUACGCCAACGAUAUUUUCAAGCGAGAUUCAUGUAUCUAACGUGGACUACUGAGGUGUUACCACUGUUGUUGACGGUAGACACCCUGCAAUAUGC
This is a messenger RNA of Oldenlandia corymbosa var. corymbosa, 1437 nucleotides long. The record is from the annotation of a GenBank genome assembly. NCBI's taxonomy places the organism in Eukaryota, Viridiplantae, Streptophyta, Magnoliopsida, Gentianales, Rubiaceae.